ACUAUUUUUAUCAAAGAUUUUAGGCUAACUCUCAGAGACAACCUCUCUGCUAACUCUAUAAUCUUUGACUUUUAUGUUACAUUCUUCAGAAUGGUAGUAUUUACUUGUAAUCAUUGUGGCGAAAGUCUUCAAAAACCAAAAGUUGAAAAGCAUUACAGCUUCGUGUGUAGGAGAAAUAAAUUCUUAACAUGUGUAGAUUGUUUGAAAGACUUCAAUGGGGAAGAAUACAGUGCUCAUGUGAAAUGUAUAACAGAAGAGGAACGGUAUGCUGCCAAGGGAACUUACAAAAAUGGAAUCGUAAAGAAGGGGGAAGUGAAGCAAGAGCAAUGGUCCGAUAUGAUCAGAUCAAUUUUGAACGAUAAUACUAACUUAAAGCCCAAAUGUAAAAAUUUACUCAAUCAUAUUGUUAAUUUCACUAAUGUUCCCAGGAAGAAACCAAAAUUUAUGAAUUUUAUGAAAAAUACAAUGGGAGGCAGAGUUGAUAAUGCUACUGUUGAAGAAGUAUGGAAUGUAAUUGAAGAACAUAAGAAGAAAGUUACUCCUGUAGAAAAUAGUGUUAAAAAAACUGAAACAACUGAGUCCAAUAAUCAAAAUGGAAAUUUAAAAAGAAAAAAUACAGAAUCGGAAGACACAGACAACAAAAGCAGCAAAAAAAUCAAAUCAGUCGAUCUUUCUGAUAAAAAUGAUACUACUGAUAACGGUGAAGAUACAGCUACAACAUUCCAAAUUAAGGACGAGAUUUUGAAAGUUUUGAAUAAAAAAGGAUCAAUUUCCUUGACCAAACUGCAGAAAAAAAUAUUCAAAAAAUACAAAGCUUGUAAAGAAGAGGUAGAUUCAGAAAAAUUUGAGAAACGUUUUAAUAAGAAGCUUAAAAAAAUAUCUAAUAUUGUGAUAGAGGACGAUGUGGUUUCAAUAAAAAAUGAAUAAACAAA
Molecule: messenger RNA, 932 nt
Organism: Coccinella septempunctata (seven-spotted ladybird)
Lineage: Eukaryota; Metazoa; Arthropoda; Insecta; Coleoptera; Coccinellidae
Product: cell growth-regulating nucleolar protein
Exons: 3
Coding region: 91-927 (278 amino acids)
Biological process (GO): negative regulation of transcription by RNA polymerase II; rRNA processing
Cellular component (GO): nucleolus
Molecular function (GO): DNA binding
Source: RefSeq, a predicted model, not a curated record